UCUUCUCACCAGCACUGAGCCUGUGUAUGGAUUUAAUGAUGAUGAAAAAGAAGAAAUUCAAGUUCAAGGUGGACUUUGAGCUGGAUGACCUGUCGUCGGUCCCUUUUGUGAACGGUGUCCUCUUCUGUAAAGUCAGACUCUUGGACGGCGGCUUCUCCGAGGAGUCUUCUCGGGAGCCGGUGCAGGCCAACUGCGUUCGAUGGAGGAAAAGGUUUUCUUUUCCGUGUAAGAUGAGUGCCAACGCAGGGACAGGAGUGCUGGACCCCUGUGUGUGUCGUGUAUCUGUCAGAAAGGAGCUGAAGGGUGGAAAGGCGUUUGCAAAGCUCGGUUUUGCAGAUCUGAAUUUAGCAGAGUUUGCUGGCUCAGGGAACACAACCCGCAGAUGUCUGCUGGAAGGCUACGAUACCAAAAACACUCGUCAGGAUAACUCUAUUCUCAAGGUUAUCAUCAGUACGCAGCUCAUGUCAGGGGAUCCCUGUUUUAAAACGCCUCCCUCCACAGCCACGGUAAUAGGGAUCCAGGGAGAUGCAGAGAGCCUGCUGGAGGAGAGGAGGGGAGGGGACUCACAGAAAGCCUCUUCUGAAACUCGAGAGGGGAAGUGUCCGGUUGUUUCGGAUGAUUUUGGGGGCUGUGGCCACUCACGGACUUCCAGCUACGCCAGCCAACAGUCCAAACUCUCAGGCUACAGCACAGGUCACUCCCGCUCCUCCAGCAUGUCAGAGUUCAGCCACCGGAGAAACCAUUCGGUUGGCAGCGCCUCAACAGGCAUCGGUAGCAUCCCAGAACCCAGCGAGGACCGAGACAGAGACUCCAGACCCUGUCCCGCUCUGCCUGAACAUCCAGCGCCCACCACCUCCUCCAGCAACACUACAGGCACACCAGUCCGGAGCGCUUCGUCCUGUGAACGACUCAACAGACACCCAGUGAAGCAGGACUCCAUGGAGUCUCAGCUGAAAAGAAUGGACGACACGCGGGUGGAUGCUGACGACGUUGUGGAAAAGAUUCUCCAGAGUCAAGAUUUUACACCGAGCCUACUGGACUCCAGUGCAGAAGAGGAAGGUUUGCGUCUGUUUGUCGGCCCCGGAGGAAGUACAGCCCUCGGAAGCCAUCACCUUCCCACCAGAGUCGGCGCUGGAGCAUACGAGCAGGUGGUGAUAAAGCGUUAAACCUGUAGCCUCUCAGAGACUGACUGACACACUGCUUACAUCCUAAAACUGGAAGUGAGGCUGUGUCAUAUUUCAAUCUUCAUUCCUGCAGCACACACGUUACCUGAUCAGCACGAUCUGCAGCCUGAUCAGCCAGUGAAUGGUAAAUGUUACAACAGUGCCCUCCUGUGUUCAUAUCUGCUACACAACACUGUAGCUUCCUGGUAAAUUUUUUUUAAGAGCAAGAGGUGGACGGUUAUCAUCUCAGUGUAAACACAUACAGCUGUGAAUCAUGGGAAAUGAAACCCAUUGACCAGUGAGUGUUCAAAAUAUUUAAUAUGCAUGUCAGGAGCUUUUUUUAUUAUUAUUAUGGCUCCCUGUACAGAAAGAAGUGUUUCUGGGUUGUCACACAGAACCCAAACUCUACUCUUUUAAAACCGUUACGAACUGGAAGGAAACGAUUAACCUUUUCGUCUUUUAAUGGAGGACGUGAGGACGGGCUCUGUGUACGCAUCAUCAGAGCAAACUGAAGUCUCCGCUGCAGAAGAAUAUGCCAUACGUUUUCAAUACAUUCCUUUUGUCUCUCAGUGAUUACAUGUUUUGUUUUUUGGACUUCCUUUUAAAAUAGGAGGUACUAUUUAAUACUCGCCUAUAAGCUGCUAAAAAAAAAGAGAAAAAAAAGCCGAAGUUGUAAGCACUCCGGGAAAAAAAAGUUGGUGUUUUGAAGGUGAGAAUAUUUUACUACAAAGACAAAGUGUCAGACUCGAGAUAUUAGAUGUGUGAACAUGGACUGUGUGUGAGUGUGUAUGCGUCUGCUAUGUGAUAAGACCACUUUUAUUUAGUAGUAACAGUUAACCUUUUAUGGAGGAGGGAUUGUACCUGAUCUGUAAUGAAUGCUAUGUUGGUACUCGCAUUGAGAAAAUGGAUAACGUGACAAUUUGCUUAUUUUUAUAAUAGAGGACCCUGUUCUUAUUUGUUUGACACACUGCUGUUUCAGAAAAUCUCGCAGUACUAAUCUGCCUUACAAAUGCAAAAUGCAGUGAUAACAUAUUUGGUGAAAAUUAAAGUUCAGAUGGAUUUUUUUAAUUGUGUAACUACAUAUUGGAGCUAAAAACCAAACCGCAGUAGCUGCACUCUGUGUAGUUUCUGCAUUCUGGUUUUAUUUUGCUCCCCAGGUUGCAGCAACUACUUUUAGUUUUUGUAAACUCUGGGCUCUAGUUGCAUUCACUGCACUCUGUUUGUUAUCUUUUUAAAUAACAAAUAUCCAUGCUGAUGAACCAACAUCUUGGUAAAUCAGUUUCUUAUUCCGCAUUACUCAAAUCUUACCAAAAAGAAGAAAAAAAACCCAGCUAACGUCUGCCGGCUUUGCUUUUGACCCCAGUAAUAUAGCUGAGAUUUGUUGUGGUUAAGCUACUUUUAAAACC
Molecule: messenger RNA, 2569 nt
Organism: Scomber scombrus (Atlantic mackerel)
Lineage: Eukaryota; Metazoa; Chordata; Actinopteri; Scombriformes; Scombridae
Product: EEIG family member 2-like
Exons: 11
Coding region: 27-1166 (379 amino acids)
Source: RefSeq, a predicted model, not a curated record